UGCACCCAUUUCAUGGAAACGUGUUUUCUCUAUUGACUUGGAGUUGUGAUGUCCAGAGCCUUCCCCACUGACUGACAAACAGCGUUGUACCAUUUUGGAAUCGAGUUGAAGGCUGUGAGGAAGGGGGGGAAGAUGAGACCUCCCAGCCCUCUUCUGAUCCUGCUGUACAUCACGCUGUCCAAGAGUGUGAAGGUGGUCUCUAAGAGAGGCUCAGUGGACGGCUGUACAGACUGGUCAGUGGACUACCUUAAGUACCGGGUGCUGCAGGGCGAGCCGGUGCGGCUGAAGUGCGCUCUGUUCUAUGGUUACAUCCGGGCUAACUACAGCCAGGCGCAGAGUGUGGGCCUCAGCCUCAUGUGGUACCGCAGCUCUGGCCUUGGCCACAGCGACUUCGAGGAGCCCAUCUCUUUCGACGGGGUGCGCAUGAGCAAGGAGGAGGAUGCCAUCUGGUUCAGACCUGCUGACCUCCAGGACGUGGGCCUCUACUCCUGUGUCUUACGGAACUCAACAUACUGCAUGAAGGUGUCCAUGUCUCUGACUGUGGCGGAAAAUGACACAAAUCUGUGCUACAACUCCAACAUGAGAAGAACUGAGAAGGCUGAGCUCAGCAAGAGUAAAGACAUUCUCUGCCCUGACAUAGAUGACUAUGUUGAACCUGGCAAAGAGCUGGACAUCACCUGGUACAAGGAGUGUCGUCCAAAGCAGUGGCGUGCCAGCAUCAUCCAGAAGAGAGACAUUCUGUCUAUCCAGGAAGUAAAGGAAGAUGACAUUGGGAAUUAUACCUGCGAAAUCCAGUUUGGUGGUUUUGUAGUGAGGAGGACAACUGAGCUGACAGUAACUGCUCCUUUGACCGACAAGCCGCCAAAGAUCCUGUUUCCCUCAGAAAACAAGAUUAGCAAUAUGGAGCUGCAGCUAGGGAGCGCUUUGAACCUGACUUGCCGGGCGUUCUUUGGCUACAGCGGUGAUGUCAGCCCGCUCAUCUACUGGAUGAAGGGAGAGAAGUUCAUAGAGGACCUGGAUGAAGAAAGAGUCCAGGAGAGCGACAUCAAGGUGGUCAAAGAGCAUCUUGGUGAACAGGAAGUGGCAAUUUCCUUGACUAUUGACUCUUUGGAGGAGGAGGAUCUGGGAAAUUAUUCCUGUUAUGUGGAAAAUGGUAAUGGCCGUCGCCAAGCUACCAUCCAGCUCUUCAGGCGGGAGCUCAUGUACACGGUGGAGCUGGCAGGAGGGCUGGGAGCGAUCCUGUUGCUGCUCAUCUUUCUCAUCUCCCUCUACAAAUGCUACAAGAUCGAGCUGAUGCUUUUCUAUAGGAGGCACUUUGGCAGCGAGGACGUGGAUGGAGAAAACAAAGACUACGAUGCGUACCUGUCCUACACCAAAGUGGACCCGGACCAGUGGAGUCAAGAGACCAGGGAGGAGGAACGCUUUGCCCUGGAGAUCCUCCCUGACGUCCUGGAGAAACAUUACGGCUACAAACUCUUCAUCCCAGAUCGAGACCUGAUUCCAACAGGAACCUACAUAGAGGAUGUGGCACGCUGUGUCGACCAGAGCAAACGCCUCAUUAUAGUUAUGACACCCAACUAUGUGGUGCGGCGAGGCUGGAGCAUCUUUGAGCUGGAGACGCGGCUGCGCAACAUGCUGGUGACUGGCGAGAUCAAAGUCAUCCUGAUCGAGUGCGCCGAGUUGCGUGGCAUCAUGAACUACCAGGAGGUAGAGGCUCUUAAGCAUACCAUUAAAACCCUCACCGUCAUCAAGUGGCGUGGCCCCAAGAGCAACAAGCUCAACUCCAAGUUCUGGAAGCAGCUGCAGUACGAGAUGCCGUUCAGGCGCACAGUGCCCAUGCUCACCCACGAGCCGGCGCUGGACGUCAGCGAGCAGGGCCCCUUCGGAGAGCUGCAGACCGUCUCUGCCAUCUCCAUGGCGGCAGCCACUUCCACCGCCAUGGCCACCGCCCACCCUGAGCUGCGUUCUUCCUUCCACAACACCUACCACACCACCAUGAGGCAGAAACACUACUACCGCAGCUACGAGUAUGACAUACCCCCAGGCGGGACCCUGCCACCUCUCUCUUCUCUGGGGAACCAGCACACCUACUGCAACAUCCCUCUAACACUGCUGAAUGGACAGAGGCCUCCUGGGAAGAGCCGAGAGCACAGCCUGGAGGAGGCACAUGCUAACAACGCCAUGCUCCCUCUGCUGCCAAGAGAAACCAGCAUCUCCAGCGUCAUCUGGUAAUGAUGACCCGGCUCAGCAUCGGCUGUAGGAGGAUCAGUCAGGGUCAGACGUGGCUGGGCUCAGUCUGGUACACACGGUGGAACACAGUUCAUGCUCAUGACUUUGGUGAAAAGUGUUUUGGACCCAUUUGAUUCCACCUGUUGUUAACUAGCAGCAAGUCAUGGAGAUGCAGCCGGUUUUUGGACACUGCUACCCUUGUUUUUUCAAGAGGACGGCGCCUGUGUUACAGGGGAUGUUUUCUAUGUGAAACUGCAGGAGAUAUAAAGAAAACAAUGUUUCAUCAACUAGCAAGAGACAGACUUGCAGGAACUCCACAUUAAAGAACCAACACACUAUGGCAAUUGCGCACACACAUACAUACACACACACAUACACACACUCACAAAUGUGCAUACAUACAAACACAAGGAAAACAGG
Molecule: messenger RNA, 2649 nt
Organism: Seriola dumerili (greater amberjack)
Lineage: Eukaryota; Metazoa; Chordata; Actinopteri; Carangiformes; Carangidae
Gene: il1rapl1a
Product: interleukin-1 receptor accessory protein-like 1-B
Exons: 11
Coding region: 133-2232 (699 amino acids)
Biological process (GO): signal transduction; negative regulation of exocytosis
Source: RefSeq, a predicted model, not a curated record